This is a messenger RNA of Amphiprion ocellaris (clown anemonefish), 2515 nucleotides long. RefSeq names its product cyclic GMP-AMP synthase a (gene cgasa). The transcript is spliced from 5 exons. Gene Ontology annotation, biological process: activation of innate immune response; positive regulation of defense response to virus by host; positive regulation of type I interferon production. Lineage: Eukaryota; Metazoa; Chordata; Actinopteri; Pomacentridae. The record is from RefSeq and is a predicted model, not a curated record. Gene Ontology annotation, molecular function: 2',3'-cyclic GMP-AMP synthase activity; chromatin binding; double-stranded DNA binding. Gene Ontology annotation, cellular component: nucleus; site of double-strand break; cytosol. The coding region runs from base 566 to 2335 and encodes 589 amino acids.
AAGCCAUUUAUGAUUAUGGUUGCACUUUAUUAAACCCUAAUUUCUGCUAAUGUGUACAACUAAGCAAGAAAAGGUAAAAACAGAGCAAUGUAAUGUACUUUUAUUAAAUGAAGGGGCUGGGGGUGAAUGGUGGCUGUUGAGGUGGAUGGACAGAUGAUUGAGAUGCAUGAAAUGUUCUAAUUUUUCAUCUCUAUUGCACAAUUGUGCCAUCCAUCCUCUGUUCUCUCUUUCACGGGAAAUCACUGAAGCCAUAAAGGAAGUGGUUUGAAUAGUGGCGCAAUGUGGGAACAAAUCACUAAAUACAACGUGGAAGUGGGCGUUUGUGUGGGCGUUUACAAAAUGCAACAGGCGCUUAAGUCCCGGUUGUCGAACUUCUUCCUGCCUGAGAGAAGCCAGAUCUUGGAAAAGCUUUUCCUUAACCCCAAACUGACUUGUGUGUUAAUAUUUUUAACUAACUCCCAGAUCCGAGUCAGAAAAUCAAGCUUGAGGAUAGUCUGCCAACAGGGCGUGUUCUCAUACAACAGCUGGAAAUACUUUUGAGUCUCAUUCUGCUCACGGCAGCAUCAUGACUGGUAGAGGGAGAGGAAAACCAUGCAAGGCGAAGAGUCCUGAUGCUGAAGGAGCCAAGCGCAAAACUAGACUUGACAAAAUUAAACAAGUACCUCUUCCUAGCAGUCAAGACGAUACAGAGAAGGAGAAUGAAACUGCAAACAAACGGAAACCAAAGCAGAAACAGGUAAACCACGGUGAGGAGAAGCCAUCUGUACAGAAUGCCAGAGAAGAAGCAAACCUAAGGACAAAUAAAGAAGACACAAAGACUCCUGCAAAAGGCACAAAUGCCAAAACUUGUGCUGACAGGACCAAGCCAAUGGAGCGAUUUGCAGUGGAACCUGAGAAACCUGGACGAACCAUAAAAAGAUGUGGUGGGAAAGCCAAAGCAGGAGAACAAAAUCCAGAGGUCAUGACUAAGAUGAAGUCAGACAUACCAAAUGACACUACAAAGGCUUCUACACCUAAAGCAAAAGCAUGUGGUGGUAAGGCAAAACCACGAGUUAAAUUUGCUGAGGAGACACCAGAGACGCAGCUGGAACAUGCAGAAGCCAAAACCAGAAAGGUUCCUGAAGAGGAAAAGCUAGGAAAAGCUAAAACAUGUGCAGACGAAGCAAAACUGAUGGAAGAAUCCAUUGAGAGGGCAAUCACACCAAAGGACAAAACUGCAGUGGACUCCAUUCUCAACACAACUCUGAAAAACUUGAAGAUUAAAAAGAACGACAGAUCAAAAGCAUCGCAGGUCGUCAAUGAAAUAACAGAUAAUAUUAUCAAGCAUUUAAAACAGAACACGCAAUGCUUUAAAGAAGUAGAAGAACCACUACGCUCCGGAAGUUACUAUGAAAAUUUAAAGAUAUCCAGUCCUGAUGAAUUUGACGUCAUGGUGCCCAUUCUGGUUGAGCGAAUCAACGUUGAACCAUUCGGAGACGACGGCGCGUUUUACAGCGUGGCGUUAAAACGUGGCAACAGUCUGCUGAAAACAUUUCAAGAGAAUGACAUUUUAUGUGCCAGCAAAAUGCUUCAGGAGUUCAGGGAAGAAGUGAAGAAAUGUGUAAAAAAAUAUAAAGAAUGGGUGGUGACCAAAAAGAAACCCGGCUGCCCUGCAGUGACCCUGACCAGAGAAGUAGAAUCAGUCACCAUUUCUCUGGAUGUUGUUCUCUGUCUCAAGGUUAAAUCAAGCUGGCCGUCUUUCACAAAAGAAGGCCUUAAAAUAGAGGGCUGGCUUGGAGCUAAAGUAAGACAGGACCACAGGCUAAAGCCUUACUAUCUUGUCCCAAAGUACGAAGGCAAGGGUAACGUGGAAAAUGAUAAUGGAGUACUAGCUAAAGAUAUUUGGCGAGUUUCAUUCUCUCACGUUGAGAAGGCCAUUCUGCUGAAUCAUGGAUCAGAGAAGACAUGCUGCGAAAGAGAGGGAGCCUCCUGCUGCAGGAAAGACUGCUUGAAGCUCCUAAAGCAUCUUCUGAGCCUGCUGAAGGAAAACGACUCCUCAUUUGACAAGUUCUGCUCCUACCACGCCAAGACCACGCUCUUUCACGCCUGCUGCUCCAGAACUAAAGACAGCGACUGGAAGGCGUCAGAUCUGAGCCUCUGUUUCCAUCUGCUGCUGGAGGACUUCGAAGGCCACCUACAAAGAGGUGAACUCCCCAACUUCUUCAUACCCAGUCAGAACCUGAUCUCUGGACCCGGCAGGAAGAAGUGCAAACAUCUGGCCGAUCGAAUCAAGGAGGAACGCCACAAAGGCUUUCCUAUUUUCAGGCAACAACUUCAUGUUAAGGGUUUGGUUUGAGACUUUAUCAGCCCCACAGAGUCUGAAACAACCAAGUAAAAACUGAGAAACUAAACCAAAGGUCAUCUGAAACUAAAUAAAAAUAGCUUUUAUGUAUUUGAAUGUAUGUUCAACAAUUUCUAUGUUGUGUUUACUGAAAACCUGUUUCAAAUAAAUAUAUUUGCCUUUUCAUUGCUCAUA